Capsicum annuum is the source of this 760-nucleotide messenger RNA. Its product is annotated as ubiquitin domain-containing protein 2. The coding region runs from base 121 to 525 and encodes 134 amino acids. The transcript is spliced from 4 exons. Lineage: Eukaryota; Viridiplantae; Streptophyta; Magnoliopsida; Solanales; Solanaceae. The record is from RefSeq and is a predicted model, not a curated record.
AGUAUAUGGCAUUUCAACCUCGUAACUUGCCUAAAUUUCUCCUCCUCCUUGUUUUCUUACAUCUAAUUUUUGCCACUUUUAGGAAUAUUUUAACUCGAACAAUAAGUUUCAAGAAUUUGUAUGACACUAUGGUUUAUGUGUGUAACUAUAGGGAAUUUGCAUGCUAAAAGAAACAUUAUGGGUUCUUGUGGAUCGUCUCAUGUCAAGCCCAACAGAACGGGGAAAAAGAUAAUAAGAAAGCCAAAACCAUGGAAGCAUCCACAACCAAUAACAAGAAGUCAAUUGAUGCAGCUCAGGGAAGAGUUUUGGGACACUGCUCCUCACUAUGGUGGCAAGAAAGAAAUAUGGGACGCGCUUCGUGCUGCUGCUGAAGCAGAUCUAGAGCUAGCUCAAGCAAUUGUAGACAGUGCUGGAAUCAUUGCCCAAAAUACUGACAUGACCGUUUGUUACGAUGAAUCAGGUACCAAAUAUGAACUACCAAAGUACGUUUUGAGUGAGCCAACAAACAUGAUAAGAUUUGGUUGAAAUUUUAUUACAUGAAGAAAUACAAGUCAAUUCCACAGUACAAUUGAAGCUUUGGUCUUGGUGCAUAUGUAGCAAAAUCUAUAAGAACCGAUUCCCUUUUUUUACCAUUUAUAGUCCAAAAUUUUCUAGAAAUAUUAGGAGUUGGGACUCAUCGUUACGGUAUUUGGUUUACAAUUUAUCAGAACAUUGGAAUAAUUGUGAGAAAUCAGAUGACAAUUCCAAACUUUUUGUUACG